Cydia pomonella (codling moth) is the source of this 2867-nucleotide messenger RNA. RefSeq names its product sesquipedalian-1 (gene IPIP). The record is from RefSeq and is a predicted model, not a curated record. Gene Ontology annotation, cellular component: early endosome; trans-Golgi network; recycling endosome. NCBI's taxonomy places the organism in Eukaryota, Metazoa, Arthropoda, Insecta, Lepidoptera, Tortricidae. The transcript has 4 exons. Bases 217 to 903 code for a protein of 228 amino acids. Gene Ontology annotation, biological process: retrograde transport, endosome to Golgi; endosome organization; receptor recycling.
CUAGACGCAAUUUUGCCAAUAUUGUCCCCUUAUAAAACACAACAUCACCAUUAAAUCAACAUUAUCGUUUAUCUUACGUGUUUAUAAGCAGACCGCUGGAACAACCGUGCACAACAAACAUUACAAAUGAUGUCUUUGCAUUAUUAAAUCGCUCGAAAGCGGUACCGUGGGCGUAAAAGCGUGUCCUUUACGCAUCAGCAUAAAUAAGUAUUUAAAAUGAAGAUUAACGAGAAGAAUUUGUGUGCGUUCGCGUCUUCAGCGACGCCCGUGGACCGAGAGGGUUGGCUGGACAUGCGGGAGGCGGGCAAGAGCUACACGCGCCGGUGGUUCACGCUGAAAGGGAAUCUGUUGUUUUACUUCGAUAAGAAGGGGGAUAAGGAGCCAGCGGGCGUUAUUGUGCUGGAAGGAUGCACUAUUGAGCUAACAGAAGAAGAGGAAGCCUACAGCUUCAAGAUUGUCUUCCAGUGUGCGGGCGGACGGACAUUCUACCUGUGCACCAACUCGCAGGCCUCCAUGGAGGCGUGGAUGAAGGCUCUGGCUUGUGCCAGCUAUGACUACAUGAAGCUUAUGGUGGCGGAGCUGCAGAGGCAGCUAGAUGAAGCUGAAGCGGAGGCAGCAGCAGAGGCCGCAGCGUUAGUAACCACACCAACUGAGGAGCCUCGCGCGCCGCCGCGGGGACAGAGAUAUAAUCCCUUCAACAAGCUGCCAGAGAACGAGCCAAAGGCCGUGCAAGGCAGCAGGCACCAUAAAGAGAACCUCCGGCCAGAUAUGUCUCGCAAGAAAGUUCCGUUCCGCGAUAUCCACACCGCAUUCGGCCGCAAGAUCCUCUUAGACCGUAGCGAGUGGCGCGCCACGCUGGCCAAGCGACAGAAGGCGGUAGAAUCAUCCCUUAUACAGCUAUAAUAUCGUGAAUGGAAAGUUGAAAGAUUAUUCGUCUGCAAUUUUACAAAAGACACUAUUUAACUUCUACACCCUUACGCUUAGACCAGGCACCCGUCCACCCCUUGCCAGAAAAAAGCCUUUAAAUGGCUUAGUCGUUUAUCGAAUAUCCCAAACGAUUGACUUUCCCUUUGAUUUGCUUACCCAUUCAUUUGAGUUAGCUCUAGGGUUUCCCUUUCAGAAACACCGCUCGCUAGAAUGAAAGGGUAUAGGGACCGUGCGCGUUGGAGGGUCUGCCAUCUUGUGGCCUGAAUUGGAACCUUAAACAUGUACAUUUACACGUCACGUGUUUUCUUGUGCAUAGUAGGUUGUGCCAUCUUGUGGGCUUCAUCGGAACAAUAAACAUCACAUUUACGCCUCGCGCCAAAAAUCUGACGGCUCCUGUGCUGCCUCCUACAGUUCAUGCACGCUCCCUAUCCCCUUCCUAAUUAAAAAAAUUAUGACAACUGCUGUCAACGUGUUAGACACGCAGUCCUUCGCUUUAAACAUAACUAAGAAGUAUUUGAUUCUAUUUUUACGAAGAUAAAGUUGAAAAUGUCAUAAGCGUUAAAACUUAUAAUCGAGACCCCUUAAAGAGGAUAGCGCUUAGGAACGGGUAUCAGCUUACCCGUAUUACGAAGCGCAUAAAACACCAAAUGAAAGGGUUUUAGUUAGCAACGGCUUUGGUAAGCAAAGCAUUACGAAAUACCCUUCCAUAACCCUCGAAGGGGAUACCGGACCGAUUCCUGGCUUAGACAUUCACACCUUUGGGUGCAAGAUGCUCGAGCCGAACGACAAAAAGCGGUAGAAACACCUUUUAUUAGUUAUAAAAAGUGACAGAAGUUUGUAAAAUAAUCGCUUACACAGUUACAAAAUAACAGUCCGUAUACGAAGCGAUAGAAAGCUGUUGAAUCGGCACAUGUACUUCCGUAAGAAGCAAUCAAAUGGUGUGUGAUCACAGCUUAUACAGCAGUGAUUAGCAACGCGGCGUCACCGCUUGCUUAUACAGUCAUCGUCAAAUACUUCGUAGCAGUCAAAGUGGCCAAAUAGUUCGGUACACCAUACUAAAUAUAUGGUGUACCGAACUAUUUGGCCACUUUGACUGCUACGAAGUAUUUGACGCUGACUGUACAUCGAGAUACACACGUCGAGAUUUGUGCAAAAAUUACGUUUGGCGACCUUCAAACUGGCAAUUGUGGUCGGAGCCUUCCUCAAAAAUAUUGGAUUCGAAUUAUGUAUUUCACGAUUUCACAAUCAAGUAAAUGUUUUGAUUCACCGCCUGCACUUUAGCUAUAAUUAGGCGUAUAAUAGGAUAAGAGACCUUUACUUAAAUAAAUUCCAUGAGGUGAGAUUUUAGGCAAAAAAUCUUCAUAAUGGUUUCGAAAUCCAAAGGGGUGCCUAUUCAUGAGAACUUUGUACAGUCAGCGUCAAAUACUUCGUAGCAGUCAAAGUAGCCAAAUAGUUCGGUACACCAUAUAUUUAGUAUGGUGUACCGAACUAUUUGGCCACUUUGACUGCUACGAAGUAUUUGACGCUGACUGUACGUAUGUAUGUGUUGUUAUGAUUAUUGCAAUUAUUAUCACAGUUUCACAGUGAAAAAACAUUUAGGACAAGAAGCUACAAAAUAUUACGAAAGUAUUGAAGUGUUAUCAUUAUUAAUGAUCCGCUGACCCAACUUUUGUUUGAAUUAUUCGUCAUGUUACAAAGCGUAACAAUUUGAGUCUUUUCACCCAUGUGAUAAGGUCGACAUUAAACCAUUGGCCUAGAAUAAAAAUUCUGUUAUAUUUUCUUGAUUAUCAUUUAAUAGUGUACUAUUAAGAAGGUUAUAAUAUUGAUAAAUUGUUAAAUAUGCGCUCACUUGCCUAUCAGUAUUAAAAAGCGCUUCUUCUAUUAGUUCCUACAUCGAUGUAAAUAACUAUUUAAAUGAAAUAAAUGAAACGACGGUUGUA